UCUCAAGAUGAAACGCAUUCGCUAGUCAAUUUCGCGUUUGGUUUUUAGCAAUUAAAAUAUUGAUAUUUAUGGAAACCAAAGUGCAUACUAUCUAAUUAGAAGUGUUAACACCAACAAAUCGUUUGAAGUGAUUUUGAUCAUCACUUAAUGCUUUGAAAUGUUAAUGUUGACCAGCUGGAGGUUAAUAUCGCUAUCAACAACAAUGAAAAUAAGAGUGCCAUGAUAUGCUAAUAAAAUGUAUGAAGUAAACAGAGUCAUACUAAGUGAAAUUAAAAGCAAAAUAUUUUAAUUUGCUCGUGUGCUCUUUUAAUUUGAUACUGGUCUACGGCUGCCGCCAUCUUCGAGAUUUCCCUGAGAUAUGGCCUCCCUGCAUUCCAGUUGGCGUUUUGGGAAAAAAAGAAGCAAAUUACAAUUACGCAUAAAAGUUUCUCAAGAUCCCGAGGACUUUUAUCGAUUGGAUCCAAAAAAAUCCGCAGCGGAAAAUGCGUAUGAUAUCUAUGCCAUGCUCUGCCUGGAGGAGACGCGUGACACGAAGCGUUUGUUUUUGCUCAAUGCCUUGGCCUCACUCUGCCUGGCGGCCUCUAGUGGCUCGCCGAAUAACAACUUGCGAUUCAGCACUGAGGAGCUCCUCUACUGCCUGAGUGCCUCAUUGGUGCACACUUUUACACAAGUGCGUGCAGCAGCACUCCGCACGAUUCGCUAUACGCUCAACUCACAGAAGGACAUUAAAACAUUUAAUUCGCUGCAGCUUCAGCACCUGCUGUGUCGCUCCAUCGAUCUGAUGCUUAAGAACGAUGAUGAACGCGUACAGGCGCUGAAACUUGUACGCAAGAUGCUGGCUAUAGCACCUGAAGAUAUCAGCCCGGUAGUGGUUAGAUGUCUAGUAUCACUAGCUGAUAGUGGCAUUGAGGAAAGUGACAAUUUGUUGCGCGCCUGCCUAGCGACGCUUGCUGAGUUUGCUGUGCUGAAUCCUGCGUUGCUUAUUGUUUGUGGCGGCGUCACUUCUAUUACGCGAAACGUGCUUGAAUGUCACAAUCCACGUAUUGCUGAAAGCCUUUGCGGUGUGCUGCUUUAUCUUCUCGAGUGGCCUCAGAUCCGCAAAAUUUGCGGUGUUCGGCUAGACUGCCUGGCGGCACCCUAUUGUGACUUUACUUAUAGACUAGGCAUUAUGGAUAAAAACAAAGAUGCACGUGAACUGCGUUAUACCAGCUGCCGCCUGGCUCUAUUAUCUGUGCUCCGCAGUUGGACAGGCACGCUCGAAUUCUGUGAUCCAAGCAAAUCUUCGGGUUUAAAAGCAAUAGUCGAUGCUUUAUAUUUAAAUCAAAUUGAAGUUCGGAAAGCAAUAUUGGACUUGCUUUACGAGCUGUUAGCAGUGCCGCAACCUAGCUGGACUGAUGAUUAUACGAUCGCGUUACAAACGGUUGAUCCGUCGGACUUUCAGGAUACGUGGCUGCUUAGCAACGGAUUUGUGUCAGCCGAGGGACGUUCCAUAUUGCCUAGUCUAGCAGCUCGAGCGCCUAAUGUAGUUGAACAGCAUUUAGCUUUGCUGCUCUAUUGUUUCCUAGAGACUGGACUGCUCAAUGCUCUUGUUGAGGUUACUGUCAGCAGCGAUCAGUUCGUAUCAGUGCGCUCAACUAUAUUAAUCGGUAAAAUAGUGCAACUUAUGCAUACGCAUUUGCCAGCAGACAUUUGCAGCACUAGUCCAGCGUUGCCCACGCUCGUUGGUCAUGCCACGCAAGGCAAUCAACAGGCAAAUGCGGCAGUAGCCGCUCUGCAAAACUAUCAAAAGAUGCUGCGUCAACGACCAGCGUCUUGUAGUUUAUUUCUUGAUGGAAUUAUACAGGGUGGUGCACUCAUACAAACACGUCUAUUUCGUCGAAACAUAAAUGUCCAGGAUCAAACUGCGGCCCUGCAAAUGCAGGAUACGACUGGUGCAGCAGCUGCUGCUGCGAACGUUGCCUCAUCGUCGUCUCUUAUACAAUCGUAUAGAGCAGGCACGGCGACGCUGGAUCGUCCUAGAUUAGAUUCUGUUUCUUCCAGUGACGAGUCCAAUUCGCAAGCGUCAAGCUCGUUGCGUUCCAGCUUUAGACUGAAACGAAAGUUUUUACCGCAGGUAUUCAAUCUGGACAGUUUUCGGGCGUUUAAUCGACUGCUGGCAAGCUCGCAUGUGCUAGCCUCGUCAGAUGCCAAUGCAUGGGAUUGGUUGGUAGUCAGCACUAUACUCAGAUCGAAUUUAAUACGAAAGCUUGACUUUUCGCCAGGAAAAUUCCUGAACAAGUUCCUAAAACGUCUGGUGGACUUUUUUAAGCCCAGCAAUAAUCGUUUCUCGCAUCAAGAUCUUGUUCCUGGCCAGGCACUGCCAGCUUACGUGAAUGCUGGCCUUGACCUCAUUGACGUACUGCUAAACAGCAGCGAGCUCGAAUGUAUGCGCUACAUAACUGACUAUUUUUCGGAUAUAGGCCAACAUCUGCUGGUAGUGACGACGUCAAGUCGUGCCCAUGACUGUCUAUUUAGUCCACAGCAUAUGAAUAACACAAUGUGUCAGCAGUAUUUUCUCUACAUUGGACGAAUGUGUCACAGCAAUAAGGGCAUCGAGGUGCUUAAGAACACAACCGUAUUUGAAUAUCUGAUUACGCUAGUCCGGCAUACAGAUCAUGUGUGUUAUGUAAAGCUGAUUGUUUCUGGUCUAAACUAUAGCUAUGAGAAGUUGCCGCGUCAGGUUCUCGAAAAGGCUCUAACGUUAGCCAAAACACGUAGUGGACGAUUAUAUGCUACACAAUUUCUGACCGUAUUGUUACGCGCGCGAUUGCCCAACUUUGAGGUAUGGGGACUUCCACUAAUUAUACAGCAAACCAAGGAUACGGAUCGAAGUGUUGUACUGGCCGCCAUGGAUGUGCUAGAGGAGGCAUGCCAUGAUAAAUAUUAUCUGGAGGAAAUUGUUAGCCUAUGGCCCAAUUUGAGGCAGCUGGGCGAUGUGGGGCGUCUUCUCAUGUCGCGAUUUUAUUCACUUUCACGUGGCUUAAAUAGCAGCAAGGCACACAUAGAGGAUGAGAUCAAAUAUUGGCGAAAUGGCUACAAUAAACGCUAUGUGCUGCUCGUCGAGGCCGAUACGCACUCCAGUCUAACGCUUCACGUGCGCAACGAGGAUGGCUAUUACUCCAGGCGCAAUUGCAAUCAGCGAAUGCUAUUAGUUCCACCCAACAUAGCGCCGCAUUUGUAUGGUCAAAUGGUGCAAACUACGCAGGGCAUGACAGCGCUUCGUAAGCACGCUGAUCUAACCCAUCUUCUCGAGAUACUUAGUCGUGGCAAAUGCAACGAUGAUGCCGAAUGCCUUGAAUUGAAAGCGUCUAUUUGGGCACUCUGUCACGCUUCAACGCAUUCCAAUGGUAUUGAAUACUUUGUCGAACUUGGUGCUAGACUUUACGAAAAGCUCAUACUUCUCGUGACGAAUUGCGAAGUUUAUUCGGUGCGUGCUACUUGCUUCAGUGGAUUGGGCUUAAUAGCAGGCACUCAAGCGGGCGCCAACUUGCUUUUUAAGCUAAACUGGCUUAGCGUGCGUCACGAUCGGAACACAAUGUGGCCAGUACACCAGCCAGAGGAUUGGAUUUCAACUCAGUAUACACCGGUGCGUCAUCAUUAUGAGGAUAUGCCGCCAUAUAACUACACAGGCAUCGAUGAUCAAAUUGAUGGUUCCUAUUAUACUGGAAGCUAUUGGAACUUGCUGCUUGGAGGCAGUUGCAACAAUCAGCAAUUACAUGAUGUAAACACCACUACAACGACAACGACAACCACAGACAGUGUCCGGACGACUGUCGAAGAACAGCUCCCAUUCAGUCGACCACAAACUUUCGGCGGAGUGGCGAUCAAAUCGAAAACUCUUCCGGAAGGAAGCAAUAUCCGCCAGGGCAAACACCAGCGCUCUCUGUCUGAGUCCAAAACAACGGAUGUAAUUAGUCUUCUUUGCGGUGCGCCUGGCGUCGCUUUCUGUCCUAUACAUUAUCAACAUCGCAUACGCUACAAUUCUUGCACGGACUCGAACACUUCCGGUGUUAGCAGUUGUGAGUCGGUAACUGGCAGAACGGCAGCGGCCGCCGCUGCUGCCAACAUGAGCGACUUUCAACAGUUUCCUUUGAGUCCAAUACCAAGCAUGUCUAAUCUACUAGAGCUGCCGACUUUAGACGCAGCAAAACUUCUACGUCGCACCUCUUUGUUAGGCACAAGCUUUUUACCACCCGCACUUAGCCCGUUAGCCAUAAAAGGUUAUGCACAACUGCGCUCUUUGCGUGCCCACAGUCGUCCAGUUUUUUCCGAAUCGGCAGCGGAGCUUUACGACUUUAUCGACAUUGUUGAUCGUGCUGAGGUACAACCACGUAAAUACUCCUGGGGCGAGUCAAGCCGUCGAAUCAAGGUGCGAAAUUUGGACCGACAGAAUAUGCUCAAUGUGUUCACACGUCUUUCCUCGGAACAGUUGCAAGUCCCGUUGCCUACACUAAAUGCCCCCAGGUUCCUGCCAGCAAAUGAUCUCCAGGGUCCGUGCUACGCGGGUAUAUGUCUGCCUAAAAAUGCACUUGAUUUGUUUCCAACGCGUAAUCUGAACCGGACUUAUGUCUCAUGUGAUAUAAUUGACCAGGAUCUAUCGGGAUUUAAUCUUUGUAACGUACGCCCACAAUUCUCAACGUUUCUUAACGAUUCGAUGAACAAUGAUGGUGGGGACGAGUCUUCGGUAAUAUCCUCAAUAUCUGAUGUGUCCUCAUCGGCUAGUCGUAAGCCACUAAAAUGGCAGCAGGGUGCAAAGCAUGCCCGUAGUCAGUGUCUUUAUUGUACGCGGUCGAGGCGUCAGCAACGAAUUCAAGCUCAAACAUCAACGCAUGCUCAGGACAUCAACACUAAUAGCGGCUCGUUGGCUCCUUGUAAACUUUAUAGUAGUACAACGGAGGCGGUUGUGGCUGCUGGCAUGCAGGCAGGUCCGGCAGGUCCGGCAGGUCCGGCUCUUGCAUGUAAGACUUCUUCUAGCAAGCCCAAUAGUAGUACAAUGCAGCUAGAAGACAAGGGUUUUCACUCUCCGAAAAGCAUAAUUAGCGAUGAAAGUCUACCGGACAAGCUGACUACUUCCAUAUUAUACCAUGUGCAGCGCCUUGCUAAUCCGGUCAGUGCAAAGCAGUCAAAAUUAGUAUUGCUGGAGUUGAAGCAAAAGCAUCCACACGCCUUUCAGGACAUUUGCUUAUAUUCGGAGUCAUGCAAGACUCUCGGACGUAGCAGUUAUCGAAUGAGUGCUCGGCGUUUUUUACAGGAACUCUUUCUUGACCUCAACUUUUGUACAUUUUACGUGGAGCCUCAGCUUAUAAUUAGUUCCCGCAAGCAGCCUGCCGCUGAUCACCUAGAAUCAACACUUGCCUUCGUUUGCUCAUCACUUCGUUCAUCUUCGUCAUCCACAAUACCAGCAUCAACAGCACCAACUGUAACAACAGCAAUAACUGCUGGUGCGGUGCCGUCGACGCCGCUGAGUGCAACGAUGUCACUGUUGCAUAAAGCGCAACUGAAACCGAAACCGACAGCACCACUUGCGAGCGUGUAUGAGACCAGCUGGGAAAAUCUACUUGUGGACCAAUCACCGCGUCUUAACAAAAACAAGACACCAGAAGAAGCUUACGUAGCAUUUAAACUACGCACGGUUAUGCCUAAUGAGCUUCACAUUGAUGAUGCGACCGAUGACGCCAUGUACAGUGACGAUGAUGACGAAGAUGUUUGUGAUGGGAGCGGCACUGACACGUUAACCAGCAGUUGCACUACCGCACACACUACCCAUCCCGUCGCUAUGAGCAAUCGGAGCAGCACAUGUGCCAUCAACAGUCAACAGCAGCCGCUGCCCUCCUCAAAUGCUGAAGUGCCACUACACAAUACGUCAUGUUCUAAUGCGGAGAACGAUAAUCGUCAGUACACGCGCGGACGCUUUUAUACAUUGGAGCUAGAUCUGAGUUGUACAAAAAAUAAGUUUCCCAUCACUGAUCGCAAUCAAACGUUCACAACUCGAAUAAAGGAUCAAGAGCUUGCGCGCCAAAUAAGCGCUUAUUCGAACGUAUCACCUGACAUCGGGACCGAACUACAAUACUUUAAUGUAACAAAAAGCUUAGCAGCAUCUAUGGCAAAGCCAGUUGGUAGUCUUUAUUGCGAAAAGCGUCUUCAAACUUCCAAAUCCGAAGCAGUGCUUGCUGAUUGCAGCGGCGCCAUUGGCAACGACGACAACAUUUAAGCAAACAUCUUCAUGAAUCAAUGUGACACUAUAUAUAAAGUGGUUAUUGAUAACCGGUCCGUUUAGCUUUACCGCGAAACUGUGGAAAAAUAAGUUGAGUCCAAUAGUUUUUUUUAGCUUGCCUCUGAGUCUGUCAAAGUCUCGCAACGAUUUCCUGAGAUGAAGGUAAUUUUAAGAUGCUAUCGGCUAGUCGAAAGUAUCCUAACUGAAAUUGGGUAGCCAAUCAUGUACAUAUUAAACAAGGAAAGAAUCAACACCGUUUUUGUCGCACGACAGGAAAUUAAACUAAAUUGGGAAAUUUAUUUAAAAAUUUAUGAAAUCGUCUGGAUUUUAACAAAACAUCAUAGAACGUAUAAGCUUAACUAAUGCAUAAAUCUUAUUUUUGCUUUAGAAUCUAAAGUUUAGAUGAUUAAUUUAUAUAACUUACGCAUGUAAUAUACAUUUAAAUUGAAAAACACGCAAAUUAUAUGUAUAUCAUGUUGGAAACAAAAAACAUAAAGUUAGUUAAUCUAUAUUUCAUUACUGCGAUUAUGGUUAGUGAUAUUUUUUUAAGCUAAAAGUAUCAUCCAAAAAAUAUUGUAUAAUUUUUAUAUGUAUAAUAAUAAUCUAUAAAGGAAAUCACAAACACAUGAAUACCCAAAAGUAAUAACAAGAACCACCGCAAUUUAUUUAUUCAACAGUACUUAAGAAAAGAUUAGCAAAUAACAACAUUUAGAAAAAAAAAAA
This is a messenger RNA of Drosophila innubila, 6976 nucleotides long. It is a transcript of the gene rictor, whose product is annotated as rapamycin-insensitive companion of mTOR. Gene Ontology annotation, cellular component: TORC2 complex. The coding region runs from base 359 to 6250 and encodes 1963 amino acids. Lineage: Eukaryota; Metazoa; Arthropoda; Insecta; Diptera; Drosophilidae. Gene Ontology annotation, molecular function: protein serine/threonine kinase activator activity. Gene Ontology annotation, biological process: TORC2 signaling; positive regulation of phosphatidylinositol 3-kinase/protein kinase B signal transduction. The transcript is spliced from 12 exons. The record is from RefSeq and is a predicted model, not a curated record.